AUGAAUACGAUGCUGCAGCUUGGCGUUAGUCUUCUACUUCUGGCAGCAAAACACACUAUUGCGACGGCAGCAGUUCCUAGCCCUCAAUGCCAAAGUCGGUGCGGGGAUGUUGACAUACAGUACCCGUUUGGCAUUGGAGCGAAUUGCUCACUCGCAGAAUUGUUCAAUGUCGAAUGCAAGGUCCAACAUGGCAUUUCUAAGCCAUUUAUCGGCAACGUUGAGGUACUAAAUAUUUCGUUGAGCCGUAGCACAUUGCGGGUACUCAAUGGCAUCUCAACCUUUUGCUACAAUGCCUCCGGUCUUAUGGGAGGGGUUCAUUUUCGUUUCAAUGCAAAGAAUACCCCCUUCCGGUUUUCAGAUGUCUACAACAAGUUCACCGUAAUUGGGUGCAACACCCUUGCCUAUAUCGCCGAUGAUGGUGGCACGGGUUACCAAAGUGGGUGUUUCUCGCAGUGUCGUGACCUGUCAGGGCUAGUGGAUGGCUCUUGUUCCGCAUCGUUCAAUUUCAGCACGACAUACAUAAACACCACCAAGUUUAAUGGCACAAACGGCGGGCGGGUACCCAUGGUGAUCGAUUGGGCUAUCAGAGAGAAGUCAUGCGAUAUUGCCAAACAGAACAUGACAAGCUAUGCUUGUCUUAGUAGCAACAGCGAGUGUGUGGCUUCCACCAAUGGACCUGGGUACGUCUGCAACUGCUCUCAUGGAUACGAAGGUAACCCUUAUCUUCCAGACCCACAUGGAUGCCAUGAUGUUAAUGAAUGUGAUCGCAACCCAUGGCCAUGCCCUUCCGGUGGUGUUUGCCACAACACGGAAGGAGGCUACCGGUGUUCUUGUCGGAAGGGAAGGAAAUUUUCCAAGAGCAGCAAUACAUGCAUCCCUGAUAUCGGCUUGAUAAUUGGGGUUAUUAUAGGCUUCAUUGUUCUCAUGAUCAUUGCCUUCUGCGGACAAUUGGUAAUUCAAAGGAGAAAACUGACCAAAAUCAAGAAAGAAUAUUUUCGCCAACAUGGGGGUAUGAUUUUGUUUGAGAGUAUGAAAUCAAAAAAAGGUCUUGCUUUCACAGUAUUUACAGAAGCUGAACUCAUACAUGCCACAAACAAUUUUGACAAGAGCAGAAUAAUUGGCCAAGGAGGUCAUGGAACGGUAUAUAAAGGGACAGUCAAGGACAACAUGCUAGUCGCAAUUAAAAGAUGUGCACUAGUUGACGAAAGACAAAAGAAGGAGUUCGGCCAAGAAAUGCUCAUCCUAUCCCAAAUCAAUCACAAGAACAUUAUAAAACUCCUAGGUUGUUGCCUUGAGGUCGAAGUUCCGAUGCUAGUCUAUGAGUUCGUCCCGAAUGGAACAUUAUUCGAGCUUAUCCAUGGAAAGAACCAAGGGUUGCAAAUCUCUUUCAGCACCCUCUUGAGGAUUGCUCAUGAAGCAGCUGAAGGGCUUCACUUCCUACAUUCCUAUGCAUCUCCACCAAUUCUCCAUGGUGAUGUGAAAACUGCCAACAUACUUCUUGAUGAGAACUACAUGGCCAAAGUGACAGACUUCGGAGCAUCUAUACUAGCUCCAUCCGACAAAGAGCAGUUUGUCACAAUGGUUCAAGGUACAUGUGGCUAUCUCGAUCCCGAAUACAUGCAAACGUGCCAAUUGACCGACAAGAGCGAUGUGUAUAGCUUCGGUGUUAUCCUUCUAGAGAUUCUCACAGGCCAAGUGCCACUGAAGCUCGAAGGACCUGCGAUACAAAGAAGCUUGUCAUCAGUUUUCCUAUCUGCCAUGAAGGGGAACAAUCUUGACUCGGUGUUGGUGAGCGACAUAAAAGGCCAAGAGAGCAUGGAACUAAUCGGGGGACUUGCUGAGCUAGCCAAGCAAUGCCUUGAUAUGUGCGGCGCCAACAGGCCAUCGAUGAAAGAAAUCACCGACGAGCUGGGCCGAUUGAGGAAGCUUUCACUGCAUCCUUGGGUACAAGUCGAUGCAGAGAUGGAAACAGAGAACCUUCUUGGCGGACCAUCUACAAUUAAUAGUGGUCUUGAGAUUGAAACAAGUAGUACCGGCUAUCUUGGGGAGGAACGUGAGAACCUACCGAUGAACCCAGGAAGUACGUAUUAUGCGAGGUGAUUAAAAGGCUAAAGCAUGUAAAAUAGCAUUCCAUUAAUAAUUUGUGUACCAUGCUAGGGCGCUAGGCGCUUAGGCCAAUUUGUAGAACAUGUUCAAAUAUUCCAUUUCCUCUCUUUCUGAACCUGCUUAGUGGUUAUUACAUG
This is a messenger RNA of Oryza sativa Japonica Group (Japanese rice), 2243 nucleotides long. The record is from RefSeq and is a predicted model, not a curated record. Lineage: Eukaryota; Viridiplantae; Streptophyta; Magnoliopsida; Poales; Poaceae.